This is a messenger RNA of Urocitellus parryii (Arctic ground squirrel), 744 nucleotides long. It is a transcript of the gene Tspan19, whose product is annotated as tetraspanin 19. Gene Ontology annotation, cellular component: plasma membrane. The record is from RefSeq and is a predicted model, not a curated record. NCBI's taxonomy places the organism in Eukaryota, Metazoa, Chordata, Mammalia, Rodentia, Sciuridae.
AUGUUAAAGAAAAACAAAAUAUUAAUUUUUAAGUACUUUCUUAAUCUCAUUAAUUCAGCUUUUUUGAUUCUUGGACUUUUAUUCGUGGGAUUUGGUGCAUGCCUUUUAUUAGAUAGAAAUACUUUUUUAACAGCUUUGGAUGAAAACAAACAAUUCAUUAUAUAUAUUUCUCAAAUCUUGAUUGGAAUGGGAUCUGCUGUUGUUCUUCUUUGUCUGUUGGGUUAUUUGUCAAUUCACAUCAAAAUUGUAUGGCUCCUAAUUCUGUAUGCAGUAGUGUUGUCAUUGGCCUUUGGUGUCCAAGUUGUAUUUUCAGCACUCAUCUUCACAAAGAAAGAGGAGGUUCAACAACUAUGGCAUGACAAAAUGGAUUUAGUCAUUUCUGAGUAUGGAUCUAAAGAUAAGCCUGAAGACAUACCCAAGUGGACUAUUCUGAAUGCCUUACAGAAAACAUUACAGUGUUGUGGUCAACACAAUUACACAGAUUGGAUAAAGAAUAAGAAUAAAGAAACUUCAGACCAGGUUCCGUGUUCUUGCACAAAUUCUACAUUAAGAAAAUGGUUUUGUGAUGAGCCACUGAAUGCAACUUACCUGGAGGGUUGUGGAGGUAAAAUCAGCACAUGGUUUGAUGCUAAUGCUUUAACCUUCAUUGGAAUUAAUUUUGGACUUUUGACUUCAGAGGUUUUGCAAGUCUCAUUCAUUGUUGCUUUCCUCAGACACAAGAAUAGAAUUUAUGCAGAAACGUGA